This is a messenger RNA of Linum tenue, 3315 nucleotides long. NCBI's taxonomy places the organism in Eukaryota, Viridiplantae, Streptophyta, Magnoliopsida, Malpighiales, Linaceae. The record is from the annotation of a GenBank genome assembly.
CGAGAAGCAAAAUUUUGAUUUUUUUUACUCCAGCAAAAGUUUGGUCAGUUCAGACGAAGCUGCAGAAGAAGUGAAGAGAACAGAGGGCGAAUUGGCAAUGCAAAUUCGGAGAUGAGCUCUAAAGAGAACUGUAGGAAUGAACUUCGAACUGCGAUUCGCCAACUCAGCGAUCGUUGCCUUCACCCUGCCGCAAAAUGGGCGGCGGAGCAGCUCGUAGGGAUUGAGCAAGACCCGGCGAAGUUCACGCCUGCUAACACCAGGUUCCAGCGAGGAAGCUCGAGCAUUCGACGCAGAUUUCGCACCAAUGAGAUCGCUUCCGCUACGCCGCUCACACCGAUUGCUGGUGUUUCGUAUGUUUCCACUCCAGUAAUGGAGGAAGACGAGGCAGUGGAUAACGACUUCUACCUUCUGGGGAAAACUUACUUCGACUGCCGGGAGUAUAGACGGGCUGCCCAUACUCUGCGAGACCAAACUGCGAAGAAAUCAGUUUUCUUGAGGAAUUAUGCUCUUUUCCUCGCGGGAGAAAAGCGCAAAGAAGAAGAAUCAAUAGAACUCACAGGGCUUGGAAACAGUGAACCCACGAACUGUGAGCUGGUCACUAUUGAAAUCGAGUUAUCAACCCUUCGGAAGAAUGGAACGAUCGAUCCAUUUGGGUUGUAUUUGUAUGGUAUUGUCCUCAAAGAGAAAGGUAACCAGAAUCUUGCUCGUAUGGUGCUUGUGGAAUCUGUGAACUGUUACCCUUGGAACUGGAGUGCUUGGUCAGAGCUACAAGCACUAUGUUCAACUCCUGAGAUCUUGAGCAGUCUCAGUCUCAGUAACCACUGGAUGAAGGACUUCUUCCUUGCCAGUGCUUACCAAGAACUAAAAAUGCACAAUGAGUCCUUGGCCAAAUAUGAAUAUCUACAAGGAACUUUCAGUUUCAGUAACUAUGUUCAAGCUCAAAUUGCUCAAGUUCAAUAUAGUCUAAGGGAAUUCGAACAAGUGGAGGUGAUAUUUGAAGAGUUAUUGCGAAAUGACCCCUAUAGAGUGGAAGACAUGGAUAUGUACUCCAAUGUGCUGUAUGCAAAGGAGUGCUUCUCAGCCUUAAGUUAUCUUGCUCAUAGGGUAUUCAUGACUGAUAAAUAUCGCCCUGAAUCUUGCUGCAUCAUCGCCAAUUACUAUAGUUUAAAGGGUCAGCAUGAGAAAGCAGUCACGUACUUUAAAAGGGCGCUGAAGUUGAACAAAAACUAUCUCACUGCUUGGACGCUUAUGGGGCAUGAGUAUGUCGAAAUGAAGAACACCCCUGCUGCUGUUGAUGCCUACAGAAGGGCAGUGGACAUCAACCCUCGUGACUAUCGAGCUUGGUAUGGUCUAGGGCAAGCAUAUGAGGUGAUGGGAAUGCCUUUCUAUGCCCUUCACUAUUUCAAGAAGUCAGUCUUCUUGCAGUCGAACGAUGCUCGACUAUGGAUAGCCAUGGCCCAGUGCUACGAAACCGAUCAGCUCCAGAUGCUGGAGGAAGCUAUCAAGUGUUAUAAGAGAGCUGCAAGCUGUGGUGACAAGGAAGCAAUCGCCUUGCAGCAGUUGGCCAAGCUGCACCGUGAGCUUGGGCGGUUUGAAGAGGCGGCAUUCUACUACAAGAAGGAUUUGGAGAGGAUGGAAGCCGAGGAGAGGGAAGCUCAGAACAUGGUUGAAGCAUUGUCGUUUCUUGCCGAGCAUUGCAGGGAAAUGAAGAGAUACGAAGAAGCCGAGGUGUAUUGUGCUCGUCUUAUGGAUUAUGGUGGCCCGGAGAAAGAAACAGCGAAGAACAUACUGCGAGGAAUAAGGGGUGACACCAGUUUGCCAUCAAUGGAUGUUGACCAUUUCCGUCCUUGAUCUUGGUCUCUCUUGGCGGGGUCCCAUCGACAACCUGAAUCGAGAAGUUCUGCUCUUCUGUAGUCCAGUACAUUUGCCACUUGAAUCCACCAUUCAAUUUUUCUUUUUAUGCAAAUGGCUAGUGUUGGUCCGUUUUGCCGUAUCACUCAUUAUCAGUCCAUUCUUGAUGGACUGCUAUAAUUUUUUGUUGUUGUUGAGGGAAUGGAUUGUGGCAUCCUUGAGAGGUUUUUUGUCCGAGUUUUGCGAUAUCCUUCCAGCAGUUGCACAUCAAAUGGUCAAGAGCAUAAUUUUACAACAAAUAGCUAGGUUUUGUGUACACAUCAACUAUGUUGUUCUGCAAACAAUGCUCACAAAUACACAGAUCAAACAACCUGUUAAACUGUUUCAGCUCUUCUGAUAACAAGCAGCCUACAGAUAAGUGAGGUCAAUUUACAGACACCAGUUGAUUUCACACCGGUAUAUACCUUCCAAAGGAAUCAAAAACUUGCAAUACAUUUUCUAGGUAGCGAUGAUACGAACGUAUAAUACUCCGAACAAGCAAGAGCCGGAACACUGUAAGAACGAAACACGAGCACUGAAAUCCGGGUCAUAGAACACCACAUCAUAAUCACAAGAUCAAUAGACAAAUCAAACAUGCAUCCAAUCAAUGGUACAUUCCACAAAUUCCAGAAACCGGUUCUUAUUUUCUGAGAACAAAAUAUGCGGUCCAGUAAACUGCAACACCAAUCUUUGAGUGUUCUAUCACAGUAAUUGUCCUCCACCAAAUUCCAUUUCUUUUGUAUUAGAACAGCAAUUAGGGUUUUCAUUUGGGGUCGGAGAAGAAGCUGUUGAGUUUGGGCAUGAUCUCCGGCGCCCUGUCUCGCACGAACCUCCGAAGAGCAUGCUGCGAGUACUUCUCCCCCUCCGCAAAGUUCUCCAGUAUCCCCGCUGCCCUGUUAUCCUUCUUCACCCUGCCAAUCCAUUUACCAACAAAGAAGAAGAAACUCCAUAUCAACACAUGCCAAGAACAAACCCCGAUCUACCUCUAGAAAGCAAUAACAAUUUCCUUGUUCAACACAAGCUCUAGACAAUUCGUAUACUCAAUGAUACUACAGCUGGAAGAUAGGCGACUAAGACGAGGCUGUUUUGGCCAAAGAUCCAACGGCGGCCGGAAACCGGUCGACGGCAACGGUGAAGACAAUUCAACAGUUCUAUACCCCUACAGCAGUAAACUAGUGAGGAAAAGAUGUUGACCUGACUUCAGGAUUGCCGGAGAUGUUGCGGAUCAGUUGGAAGGCGCAGAUCCCUACAGCAACUCCCGUCGCGGCGAACAGAGGAUACACCUGCGGCCUCAACCACCGAUUGCCGCCGCCCAUAGCUGAGAUCGUCGGAAGAAAUGGAGGCUGAAGACUUGAAGCUAGGGAUGCAGAGAAGACGCGGAGAGAAAUGGAGGGAUGAGAGGAAGGCGACUUCAACUUGACAAGG